Molecule: messenger RNA, 1782 nt
Organism: Neomonachus schauinslandi (Hawaiian monk seal)
Lineage: Eukaryota; Metazoa; Chordata; Mammalia; Carnivora; Phocidae
Gene: EYS
Product: eyes shut homolog
Biological process (GO): axon guidance
Molecular function (GO): calcium ion binding
Source: RefSeq, a predicted model, not a curated record
AUGAUUAACAAGUCAAUUAUGCUUCUGAGCCUAGUGGUUCUUCAUAGCACAUUUAAAAAUGGAAAAACAACAUGUAAAUGGCAAUUUGUGCAAGAAUGGCAUAUACAGCCAUUAUCAUAUGUGGUGAAUUGGACACUAACAGAAAACAUCUGCAUGGACUUCCAUGGAGAUUGCUGGUUUGGGGAUGUAAAUACUAAAAUGAAUACUUCAGGCAAUCAAGUUGUUUCCCAGAUUUGCCCUUUGCAAAUUCAAUUGGGAGACAUCCUUGUAAUUUCUUCUGAACCAUCUCUUCAGUCUCCAGAAAUAAAUUUGAUGAGUGUUUCUGAAGCAUCAUUCAUUGACUGUCUGCAGAACACCACAACUGAAGAUCAGUUACUUUUUGGUUGCAAACUAAAAGGAAUGCAUACUGUUAAUUCUCGGUGGUUGAGGAUUGGGACACAUUAUUUUAUCACAGUAACAGCAAGUGGUCCAUCGCUUUGUCACCUGGGGCUACGACUAAAUGUGACAGUGAAAGAGCAGUUCCGCCAGAAAUCUCUGAGUUCAGAAUUUUGCUCUGGGCACGGUAAAUGUCUUACUGAAGUUUGGAGCAAGACAUACAGCUGCCAUUGCCAGCCUCCAUUUUCUGGAAAAUGUUGCCAGGAACUUGAUGUGUGUUCUUAUAAGCCAUGUGAAAAUAAUGGCAUUUGCAUUAAUAAAAGAGGAUAAUGGAAUGAGCAAGGAUAUAAAUGCAUCUGUCACAGACCAUUUAAAGGCAUAAAUUGUUCAGAAGUUAUUGGCCAAUGUCAGUCAUGUAUCUUCCAUGGGAAUUGUGGCAAUAUUACUAUAAAUAAUUUCAUCUGUGAAUGUGGUGAACCAUUUUCAGGUGCAUACUGUGAGGAGUCAAUGGAAUGUUCUAUUUCUCAGUCUUGUUGGAAAGGGGAAAUUUGCCAAAAUAAAAUCUCUGCUUACAUUUGUGAAUGCCCAGAAGGAUUUUUUGAUGAAAACUGUGAAACCAAUGUGAAUGAGUGUUCAUCAACACCAUGUCAGAAUGAUGCUGACUGCGUUCAUAUUCCAAAUGGUACUAUGUACAUCUGUUCACCAAUAUUUACAGGCAAGCUUUGUAAGAGACAACUUCAAACACCACGUGAGUCAUUUCCUUGCAAGAAUAAUACCACAGUACGAAAUAAUGAGAAAGAUUAUCAUUGCAGUUGUUUGCCAGGAUUUACUGGAAAAAACUGUGAGAAAGUAAUUGACCACUGUAGACUGCUCAGCAUCAACUGUCUGAAUGAAGGAUGGUGUUUCAAUAUAAGUGGAAGAUUCAGAUAUGUAUGUACUUUAGAGUGCACAAGAUACUCGUGUUGGAUUGUGAAGAAUGUUUGCUUAAUUCAUCUGUACCCCUGCUACUGUGGAACCAUCAGCCAUGAUAUUUGCCAAGCUAAAGUCCAACCUCCUCCUCAAUUUAAAUAUGUGUGGCAACUGGGAUUUAAAGGAUCUGAAGAUGGAAAUUGUGAAGUGGCUAUUAUUGAUGCCUACUUCUUUCUCUCUGCAAACUAUACUGAAGAGGCAGUCUAUGUGAACACAUCUGAAGACCUUGAUUAUGUACGUUGGUUCCUAUGUGAAGGAACAAUAGAGAUGUGUGCAAAUGAAUGCAGUUGUUUGACUAAAGAAGACAAUAAGGGAUAUUGGUGUCUAUGUAUUCCAAGAUUCUUGCAAAAUACAACUGAUUAUGAAGAAAGUGGAUGUCAACAUGAAGCUCUUUGUAAAGAUGAAAUUAAUAAAUUCAGGUAUUUAUGCAUCAUUUGA